CUGGAAUUCAACUGGCAGCUGACCAAGUCAGUUGCGCUGCAGCCAUAGACUGAAAAAGGAGUUAAAAAAGGGCAUAUAAUUUUAAUAGUAUGGACUUCGAUUUUAGUCAAUGGGAUUUUCCGGAGGAUCGCAUUUGGUUGCGUAUACCGAGUGGGGAGAUUGCGUGGAAAGUGUGCUCCUUCCUGCCACUAAUUAUAUUUGGCCUUUACGGCAAUUCGGUUAUGAUCUAUUUAAUAGCCGCAAAUCGUACGCUGCGCACGCCAACCAAUUUAAUUGUGGCCAAUAUGGCAGUGGCUGAUUGUCUCACACUACUCAUAUGUCCGACUAUGUUCAUGAUCAAUGAUUUCUAUCAGAAUUAUCAGUUAGGCUAUGUGGGCUGCAAGAUGGAGGGUUUUGUGGUGGUUGUAUUCCUUAUAACAGCCGUUUUGAAUCUUUCCGUGGUUAGUUACGAUCGUCUUACAGCUAUUGUCCUGCCACUGGAGAAGCGUUUAACGCUGCGUGCCGCAAAGAUUGUAAUUUUUUGCACUUGGCUGGCAGGAGUUCUACUUGCACUGCCCCUAGCUAUAUAUCGGGAUUAUAGGGUGCGUGUAUGGCGUAAUUUUACGGAGCGCUAUUGCAAGGAGAACAUAAAUGUCCUGCCCAAAUAUUGGUAUGUGCUGAUCACGGUAUUAGUUUGGUUGCCCUUGGGCAUUAUGCUCAUUUGUUAUACGGCCAUUUUCAUCAAGCUUGAUCGCUAUGAAAAGCGCGUUUUAAGCCGUGAAAAUCCGCUGAGUGUUAAUUAUAAGCGCAGUGUGGCUAAAACCCUGUUCAUUGUGGUUAUUGUUUUUGGGGUGCUGCGUUUGCCCUUCACCAUUUUCGUGGUGUUGCGCGAAAAGUAUUAUAACACCGAGGUCAGCGUGGAUAGUGCAAUGCAGUACUUUUCAUACUUUUCGCAAUACCUAAUGUUUGUCAAUGCCGCCGUCAAUCCCCUUAUCUAUGGCUUCAACAACGAGAACUUCAGACGUGCCUAUGCCGAGAUGUCUUGUGUGAAACGUCGAAGAGCCAAAGGGAAUCGCGUUCAUCAUUGUUGCUAUUGUGAUUUCAUCAAGAAGAACAAGAACAACAAACAAACAGAAGCAAAUGCAAAUGCAGAGAAGAGCUGCGCCAAGGAAAUAUCACAGUCUGCGACUGCGGAAACAAAAAGACUGCAGGAAACAUCCAACUUGGAUGGUAGUGUCGAAGACACUUUGGUGGCACAGAUCGAUGGAGAGGGUUUCAUUUAAAGUCUACAUUAUAAAUAUAUUACACUACCAAAAUGGCAGGUCAUUAAUUGAAUAUUCCAAUACUUUAACAAAUU
This is a messenger RNA of Drosophila grimshawi, 1336 nucleotides long. RefSeq names its product neuropeptide FF receptor 2. The transcript has 3 exons. Gene Ontology annotation, cellular component: membrane. The coding region runs from base 90 to 1262 and encodes 390 amino acids. Gene Ontology annotation, molecular function: G protein-coupled receptor activity. The record is from RefSeq and is a predicted model, not a curated record. Lineage: Eukaryota; Metazoa; Arthropoda; Insecta; Diptera; Drosophilidae. Gene Ontology annotation, biological process: G protein-coupled receptor signaling pathway.